AUGCGGCCGACGGAGGGUGUCAGCGGUGUUGACCAGCCUCCAGAUGGCAUCGAUGAUGCAGCCACCAGGAGAGAAAUGAAGAGAGGAGAAGGUGUUUCGAACCCACUGAGUACUGUAGCAGCAGCAACAACGGAGAGGAACUUGUCGUGGUCGCAAUUGAUAGCUCCGUCUUCAACAGCAACGACACAAUGGCAGUUGGAGGUGAGAACCCGACAGCACCCGAAGAUCGCCCGUUAUCCCCUAUUGGUCUUCAGUAUCUCUGGUCAUGGCUUGUAUUUUAGUGAGAUAUGGGAUAAAGAACCUGUAUGCCCAGGGCAUCAUUUGGAGGGUUCAGGGUAUAAGGGGAUGUUUUCAAUAAUGAUGAAAAAAGCCUUAUGUGGUUGUGAUUUGGAAUGCCUCUAUCGAUGUGAAGGUCGUGCAAGUUAUGGGGUUUUAAAACUAUAG
Molecule: messenger RNA, 444 nt
Organism: Lactuca saligna
Lineage: Eukaryota; Viridiplantae; Streptophyta; Magnoliopsida; Asterales; Asteraceae
Source: the annotation of a GenBank genome assembly